Molecule: messenger RNA, 2649 nt
Organism: Spirodela intermedia
Lineage: Eukaryota; Viridiplantae; Streptophyta; Magnoliopsida; Alismatales; Araceae
Source: the annotation of a GenBank genome assembly
AUGGCAACGGUAACCCUGCGUCUGCGAUACCUCACUUGGGCAGCUCUCCUCUUCACUCACUGCGUUGCGUAUUCUAAAGGUCUCUCUCUCUCUCUCUCUCUCUCUCUCUCUCUCUCUCUCGCUCUCCCAUGCUUACCGAUUCUACUGCACUUGGGCAGCUCUCUUUCCCAUGUUUACCGACUGAUUUCUAUCCGGAUUAAGCUGUUUGUUUCCCCUGCAGAGGGGCUAUGGUACGAUUCUACUGCCUACACCGAGGUUAGUCUCACUCAUUUUCACUUGCCCUGGGACGAAUCACCAUGGAUUAACCCAUUACGACACCGAGAAUCCACGGCCAUAAAUUUCCUCUCGCCGGCAUUGCUCUUGUACAGGGAUAAUCCCCUCCUAUAGGAAUAUAUGAUCUCCCCCCCUUCUCUACCUCUCUCUCUCUCUGUGUAUGUAAGAAGUUGGUCUGGUCUCGCUAGAGCUUAGCGGAUGAGGCCGUUCUCAUCUCUAGAAUGGCUGCCUGGUUCACACUCCACCGUCGUUUCUCAGUGCAAAGCCAACCCGGAGGGCCCGCUUUACGGCGGAGGGAUCCUGCCAGAUCCGGCGAGAGUAAUCCAGGUGAACAACGAGACCGCGGCGUCCUCCCCGGCUUAUGUUCUGGACAACCUCGCCACCGGCACCAGAUACGCCUUUUCAUGUGAGAACCCUCCCGUUCUUCGCCACUGAUUCAUUCCAAGCCCAGAUCGGCGUGUUCUUGCCUCUUCGAAACCCACCGACAAUCUUGAUAUAAAUAUAGCUUACAGAGAUAUUAGAACUAUGGAAACUUUUCAUUAUUCUUCUGAGCGAUUGAUCUCCUUUCUCUCCCUCGGCGGUUCUAAAAGGCUGGGUUAAGAUUAGAGGAGAAGAAUCGGCGCUCGUGAAGGCUAGAUUGGCGACGGGGAACGCGACGAUCAGAUGCAUAGGGACGGCGCUGGCGAGGAAUGGCUGCUGGUCCUUCCUCAAGGGCGGCUUCGUUCUGGACUCACCCCCGUCCGACACUUCAAUCAUAUACUUCAAGGUGGUUCCUUUCUGAGCCAUGGCUGCUGGUCCUCUCUCUCGCUCGCUCGCUAGCAUUUGACCCGUGUUCGAAUGCAGAAUGCCGGAGCCAGCAGAGUCGAGAUUUCGAUCGCGAGCGCCUCUCUGCAGCCGUUCACCGUUGACCAGUGGAGAGCGCACCAAGAAGAGAACAUCAGAAGAGUAAGAAUGGGAGACCCCCCUUCUUCCAGGUCUUCUUCUCUCUCUGUGACCGUUUCCCUGAGCUAACGUGUUAAUAAGAGCCAGUGGGUGACGAGCAGAAGAGGAAACGAGUGGUGGCCGUCCACGUCGCGGACUCGGAGGGCAUUCGGGUGAGUCAGGCAGCCGUCUCCGUCGAGCUGGUCUCCAAAGACUUCCCUUUCGGCUCCGCCAUGGACAAAACAAUCCUGGGCAACCCCCCUUAUCAAGUAAAAACUCGAGUGCAGCCCAUUACUCCGAGGACUGCCUCUCUCUCUCUCUCUCUCUCUCUCUCUCUCUCUCUCUCUCUCUCUCUCUCUCUCCCCCUCAUCUACCUAUCUAUCUAAUUAACGGGGACGUCGUCUCUUCAGGCCUGGUUCGUGGAGAGGUUCAACGCUGCAGUGUUCGAGAACGAGCUUAAGUGGUACGCCACCGAGCCGGAGGCGGGGCGGGUUAACUACACGGCGGCGGACGAAUUGCUGGGCUUCGCACGGGCCAACAGGAUCGCCGUCCGCGGGCACAACAUCUUCUGGGAGAACCCCCUCUACACGCCGGCGUGGGUCCGCAACCUCACCGACGACCAGCUCGCCGCCGCCGUGGAAUCCCGAAUAGGUUCCCUCCUCAGCCGAUACAGCGGCGAGUUCGUCCACUGGGACGUGAACAACGAGAUGCUGCACUUCGACUUCUACGAGCAGCGGCUGGGGAAGGACGCCUCACGUCGGUUCUUCGACGCCGCCCGGAGGUCGGACCCGCUCGCCACCCUCUUCAUGAACGAGUUCAACGUGGUCGAGACCUGCGACGACGCCUACUCCACGGUGGACUCCUACGUCCUGCGGUUGCAGGAGCUGGCGGACGGCGGCGCCGCCCGGCUGGAGGGGGUGGGGCUGCAGGGCCACUUCGGCCGGCCCAACGUCCCCCUCAUGAGGGCCGUCCUCGACAAGCUGGCGAUCCUCGGCCUCCCCAUCUGGCUCACCGAGGUCGACAUCAACAAGGCGUUCCAUCAGGAGACUCAGGUGAGGAAGGAGGAGGAGGAGAUGCGCCGCCGUGGGGGGGUCACUGACGAGGGUCUGGUUGCUGCAGGCCGUGUAUCUGGAGCAGGUCCUGCGAGAGGGGUUCGCCCACCCGGCGGUGGAAGGUAUCAUGCUGUGGACGGCCUUCCACCCGAGGGGCUGCUACCAGAUGUGCCUCACCGACGGCGAGUUCCGCAACCUGCCGGCCGGCGACGCCGUUGACCGGCUGCUGCGGGAGUGGGAGACAAAGGCGGCGGCGGGAGCCACCGACGAGCACGGCACCUUCAGCUUCGAGGCCUUCCUGGGGGAAUACAAGGUGCGGGUCACCCACGGGAACAGAUCGGCCGAGUCGACUCUGUCCUUGCCACGUGGCGACGAGACCAAGCAUCUCAGCAUCCGAAUAUGA